UCCCCAUUGCGGGCUCAUCGUCCAACCGUUCGAGGUCAUUGUUUCUUCUUGCAGUUCUUGCCAGUGAUUGUACGACCGGUUGCACCAGUUAACUUUCCCUGUACGUACUACGUACUCCCGUAUUUCCCUACUACCUACACUAAGUGCCUGUAACCCUGGAACCCUGCCCGCCCGAACAACCUUGCAACCUUGCAAGCCUUUAGAGUUCCUUUUCUAUCGAAAGUCGCCCAGCUUCGAUCCCAUCCACCACACCACAAUCCCAAAUCCCAACCCACCACACAAACUUCCCAACUACGUAACUCCCUAGGGUCCAAUGUCAUUCUUUGUCAAUUGGUCCUGUUUGCUGUAGACAAGACUGUUUCAACAACCAUUAGCCAUUUGCUAUCUACCAAUUUACCGUAUAAGCAAUAUUUUUGCUGUGCGCGGAUGAAAUACUUCAGUACUCGUCUUUAACAACUACCAUCUACGACCAGAUCCAUCAUAGCCUUCGAACCCCGCAUCGUAUCUCCCUCUUCCAACAAACCCAUCGAGUCCUCCUAGUUGCGGGAUCUUGAUGGCAUAUCUCUUGUUAGCAGGAGACGCUAUUGUAUCGCGACCACGCCGAUGACUCUGGUCCUCAUUACGAGGCCAUUGUCUGAAGCUUCCCCCGCAAUAUAGCUUCUGCUGCUAAACAAGUGAGCCAUGCCAGCUGAGUCCAAUUUUCAAGAUGUCACCAGCUCCACGAUCCGGACUCGGACCAUGCCUCAGCUCAGCGGCGGAAGUGAGAAGCCACGAAGGUGGAUAAAGCGUUACCGAACCGAGACGGCCGCUAGCACGGCCAGUGUUAUGUCGACCGUCACUGCUUUCCCUCUCGAUAGUGUCAAGACUCGCAUGCAAACGUAUCCUUAUGCGGGUGCCUUGGAUUGCGUGCGAGUCACCUACAAAUCGGAGGGCAUUCGAGGCUUCUUUCGAGGUGUAACUGCUCCCCUAGCUAGUGUCACACUUGUACGAACUAUUUCCUUCUCGGUCUACCAACGCUCUAAAUACGUUUAUUCCGACUGGAUGAAACAACAUUUCGGCUUCUGCCCACUUGAACAUGUUAAUAAGAACGGCGCAUACCCGAAUCUAGGCACUAUUGCCUGCUUCGGUGCUGCCGGAGCCACCGCCGGCUCUGGCAUUACUUUUAUUGCUUGUCCUUUUGAGUUGACAAAACUAAGCGCACAAGUAUCUGUGCUCAUGGCGAACCAAAAGAACGCGGAUCCUCAGAAGCAAGCUAUUGCUCUCAGCUACCACAAUAAAGGAACUUUUAAAACUCUUGCGAACAUAGUCAAGCAUAGAGGCUUCUCCGGGAUGUAUACCGGAUUAAACUUGCAUUUGUUAAGAGAUACCCUCGGAACGGGUAUUUACUUUGCAACGUAUGAGAGCAGCAAACAGCUGUUAACGACAUUUAGUGGGAAGGAUGCCCACAAGAAUCCCGUCGCCGUACUUGCUGCCGGAGCUCUCUGCGGCAUAGUCUCGUGGGCCUUGAUAUAUCCCAUCGAUUCCGUUAAAAGUAUCUACCAACGAAACGCAUUGAUGUAUUCCAAAGGCCAGAAGGUCCCAGUCCCUAAAAUCCAAUUCUUCAGGCGAGACAUGUAUCGCGGGCUCGGCGUGUCCAUGGGACGCUCCGCAGCCGUCAACGCGGUGUUCUUUUCGGCAUUUGAAUUGAUUAAGAAACGAAUCAACGCCAUGAAGGAAGAAGAUUAGGCUCGCACUCCACUCCAGGUACCUGUGGCAGCGUGUCGGAUAACAAUUGUACAAUCUUUCGGUGCGAUAUGAAGCAUUCGAUGGGGCGUUUGGUAUGGGUUAUGGACAAGCUGGAUUGGUACGGUAACCUCAAAAGGGGUAGGCCGGUAACAUGUUUGGCAAGAACAAAUCUCGUAACCCGUUUUAGGAACUACGACAGAAACAACUUAUGAUACGGAUCAGCAGGGGCGCACAAAAUAACUCUACUAGGCGUAGGCCAAUAAAUGCACGUUAUUCAUGCCACGGCAGAAACUAAAAUGA
This is a messenger RNA of Annulohypoxylon truncatum, 2025 nucleotides long. RefSeq names its product mitochondrial carrier domain-containing protein. Bases 682 to 1725 code for a protein of 347 amino acids. Gene Ontology annotation, biological process: transport. The transcript is spliced from 6 exons. The record is from RefSeq and is a predicted model, not a curated record. Gene Ontology annotation, molecular function: transmembrane transporter activity. Lineage: Eukaryota; Fungi; Ascomycota; Sordariomycetes; Xylariales; Hypoxylaceae.